AUUUCGAUCCUCUUCAGGACGUUUCCACCUCCAUCACCGCUGGUCGGCUAUGUGCAUCGCGGCAUGGGCGUGGCACUGCCACCCGACGCACCGCCUGCUUCUGCUGUUCAAUCGCGACGAGUAUCACUCCAGGCCGACGCAGCCGGCGCAGUGGUGGGCGGCGGGGGAGGAAGCCAAGGAAAUCCUUGGAGGCAGGGACGAGCUCGGCGGGGGAACGUGGAUGGGGUGCACGAGGGAUGGUAAGCUCGCCUUCCUGACCAACGUGCGGGAACCCAGCUCUCUGAUCGGGGCCAAGACCAGAGGACAGCUCCCGGUCAGGUUUCUACAGGGCAGCCUUUGUCCAUUGGAGUAUGCCACAGAAAUUGCAAAGGAAGCAGAUCAGUACAACGGCUUUAACCUUAUAUUGGCUGAUGUGAACUCAGGAACCAUGGUUUACAUCUCUAAUAGACCCGGAGGCGAUCCUGUGAUUCAAACAGUUGCUCCUGGGCUUCAUGUGCUUUCGAAUGCUGCAAUUAAUUCCCCUUGGCCAAAGGCAAUGCGCUUAGGACAGAGUUUCAAAAGGUAUUUGACAAUACACGAUGAUGCAGAAGCCUCUUUAAAACAAAUGGUAGAAGAGUUGAUGAUGGAUACUGCCAGACCUGAUAGAUCUAUGGUGCCUGACACCGGCGACGACCCUGAGUGGGAGUACAAGCUAAGCUCAAUAUUCAUUGACACUGCAAAGGAACAGGCAAAAACCAUGGUGUUCAGUAUUUCAGUAGCUACCAUUAUUCUGUUUGGAAAUAAAUUAUAUCCAUUUUUCUUCUUGAUUUCAGGCACGAUAUGGAACACGAAGCAUGGUGGCACUAGCAGCGAAAUUGGAAGGUGAGGUAACAUUCUAUGAAAGGUACUUGGAGAACAGUUUGUGGAAGGAGAAUCUCAUACAGUUCCAGAUGGAGAAGGCACAAUAGGACUUGAGAGAAACUUAAGAACACUCGCAAAGACUGGUCGAUUGCUUAUUAUUUUGCUAUCACUUUAUCUUUAAAGUGUAUAGCAAGGCAUAUACAAGAGCAGUGUAUAAUAUGGCUACUAUUAAUUACCCUUUUGUGCAGAUGUACAGUAAUGUUUAUCCAAAUACCACAAGAAGAAUUGGUUGCAUGUGCUAUUCCCCCCUUGCCGCUGUAUAAUUUUGGAGGACAUCAAUUCUUUGCUGGCACAAAAUUGCUGAAA
Molecule: messenger RNA, 1206 nt
Organism: Zea mays
Lineage: Eukaryota; Viridiplantae; Streptophyta; Magnoliopsida; Poales; Poaceae
Product: Ser/Thr-rich protein T10 in DGCR region
Exons: 4
Coding region: 50-865 (271 amino acids)
Source: RefSeq, a predicted model, not a curated record